UUAAGCUUAAAUGGCAAAAGAAAAUUAAAUUAAAAACCUUUCCCAAAAACUUGAUUAGAAAAGGUAAAAUGUUCAGAAAAAACAAAAAGGAGGAGCUUAUAAAUCAUUUGAAAAGAAAAAAGAAGAAGCUAAAACUAUGUGAAAGAUUCAAAAGAAGUGCGCGAGGAAGUAUAGCGCCAAUAACCCCCACACACUCUCGACUUAAAGAGAAACUAGUGCAAACUUUACGGACGUCUGUUGAUUGCAAAAAGGCAGCAGAGUACAACAAAAAUGUAAAGAAAAAGCCAACGUGCACAAAAAUUGAAUAGAAAAUGAUUG
Meloidogyne enterolobii is the source of this 318-nucleotide messenger RNA. The record is from the annotation of a GenBank genome assembly. NCBI's taxonomy places the organism in Eukaryota, Metazoa, Nematoda, Chromadorea, Rhabditida, Meloidogynidae.